UGGGCCGGGCGCCUUGGCGCUCGCGCCUGUGGUCCGGCGCGCGCGCGCGCGCGAGCACGCGCGCCCUUCGGCGCCCUUUGACCCCGCGGCCCCGGAGGAGGCCCAGGCCUAAGCCCCAAAGCCCCGCCAUGGCCAAGUACCUGGCUCAGAUCAUCGUGAUGGGGGUGCAGGUGGUGGGGCGGGCCUUUGCCCGAGCGCUCCGCCAGGAGUUUGCAGCAAGCCGAGCAGCAGCAGAUGCCCGUGGGCGAACUGGGCACCAGUCCGCAGCUGCCUCCAACCUCUCAGGACUUAGCCUCCAAGAGGCCCAGCAGAUCCUCAAUGUUUCCAAACUGAGUCCCGAGGAGAUCCAAAAGAAUUAUGAGCACCUGUUCAAGGUGAAUGACAAGUCUGUGGGAGGCUCCUUUUAUCUGCAGUCGAAGGUGGUGCGAGCCAAAGAGCGUCUGGAAGAGGAGCUCAAAAUCCAGACCCAAGAAGAAACGGAGCAAGCGCAAAAGCCAAAAACGUAACUCUAGCUGUGUCCUUGGUCCUCGUCUCUGCCUGUGUAAUUUAUAGCCCUCUAAUAAAUAUCCCUUCUACCCAU
Ornithorhynchus anatinus (platypus) is the source of this 580-nucleotide messenger RNA. It is a transcript of the gene PAM16, whose product is annotated as presequence translocase associated motor 16. Gene Ontology annotation, biological process: protein import into mitochondrial matrix. Lineage: Eukaryota; Metazoa; Chordata; Mammalia; Monotremata; Ornithorhynchidae. The transcript is spliced from 5 exons. Gene Ontology annotation, cellular component: TIM23 mitochondrial import inner membrane translocase complex. The coding region runs from base 129 to 506 and encodes 125 amino acids. The record is from RefSeq and is a predicted model, not a curated record.